UGCUUGGUUUAUCAUUUACCCUCCAUUGCUCACCGAGGACGCUUCACAGUCGCGAGUGAGUUAAGCAGUUUAAUUUGUGUUCUUUUCAUCAGGAAUAUUCGUAAAUUCAACAAAUUCAACGGUACACAAUGAGAGAGUGUAUUUCAAUCCACGUUGGUCAGGCUGGUGUGCAGAUCGGCAAUGCUUGCUGGGAGUUGUACUGCCUGGAACACGGCAUCCAGCCUGAUGGUCACAUGCCUAGUGACAAGUCCGUCGGCGUCGGUGACGACUCGUUCAAUACGUUUUUCAGUGAGACUGGAGCCGGUAAACACGUGCCGCGUGCUGUAUUCGUGGAUCUUGAGCCCACCGUAGUAGAUGAGGUGCGUACAGGCAUGUACAGGCAGCUGUUCCACCCCGAGCAGCUGAUCACUGGCAAGGAGGACGCGGCCAAUAACUACGCCCGUGGUCACUACACGAUUGGACGGGAAAUAGUCGAUUUAGUGCUUGACCGCAUUCGCAAGCUAGCGGAUCAAUGUACCGGACUACAGGGCUUUCUAAUAUUUCACUCCUUCGGUGGUGGCACUGGCUCGGGGUUCGCAUCGCUAUUAAUGGAGAGACUUAGCGUUGACUAUGGAAAGAAGUCCAAACUAGAGUUUGCUGUGUAUCCAGCACCGCAGGUGGCAACGGCAGUGGUUGAACCGUACAACUCAAUCUUGACCACCCACACCACACUGGAACACUCUGACUGCGCCUUCAUGGUCGACAACGAGGCCAUCUAUGACAUCUGCCGCCGAAACCUCGACAUAGAGCGCCCAUCCUACACAAAUCUGAACCGUCUGAUCGGCCAAAUCGUUUCCUCCAUCACUGCUUCUCUCCGCUUUGACGGCGCCCUGAACGUGGACUUGACAGAAUUCCAGACCAACUUGGUGCCCUACCCACGUAUCCACUUCCCCCUGGCUACCUACGCUCCCGUCAUCUCCGCCGAGAAGGCCUACCACGAGCAGCUCUCCGUAGCCGAGAUCACUAACGCUUGCUUUGAGCCGGCAAACCAGAUGGUGAAGUGCGAUCCGAGGCAUGGCAAAUACAUGGCUUGUUGUAUGCUUUACCGAGGAGACGUGGUUCCAAAAGACGUGAAUGCCGCGAUUGCUACUAUCAAGACAAAGCGAUCAAUCCAGUUUGUCGAUUGGUGUCCGACUGGAUUCAAGGUGGGCAUCAACUAUCAGCCUCCCACAGCCGUCCCAGGUGGCGACCUGGCCAAGGUGCAGCGCGCCGUCUGCAUGCUUAGUAACACGACCGCCAUCGCCGAGGCCUGGGCGCGCCUUGACCACAAGUUUGAUCUGAUGUACGCCAAGAGAGCCUUCGUUCACUGGUACGUGGGCGAGGGUAUGGAGGAAGGCGAGUUCGCGGAGGCGAGGGAGGACCUGGCGGCGCUGGAGAAGGACUAUGAGGAGGUGGGCGUGGACUCCGCGGAGGGGGACGCCGAGCAGGACGACAAUGAGUACUAGACGACUGGGCGCCGCCUCACUUGAAGGCGCACACAGUGGAUAAAUAAAAACAUGAAUAUUGGCCUACGUUGUUAAUGUAACAUCAAUAAAGCAAUAAACGGUUAAUACAA
Messenger RNA from Dreissena polymorpha, 1594 nucleotides. Its product is annotated as tubulin alpha-3 chain-like. The transcript has 6 exons. The record is from RefSeq and is a predicted model, not a curated record. Gene Ontology annotation, cellular component: microtubule; cytoplasm. NCBI's taxonomy places the organism in Eukaryota, Metazoa, Mollusca, Bivalvia, Myida, Dreissenidae. Gene Ontology annotation, biological process: microtubule cytoskeleton organization; mitotic cell cycle. The coding region runs from base 129 to 1484 and encodes 451 amino acids. Gene Ontology annotation, molecular function: GTP binding; structural constituent of cytoskeleton.